Molecule: messenger RNA, 1589 nt
Organism: Setaria italica (foxtail millet)
Lineage: Eukaryota; Viridiplantae; Streptophyta; Magnoliopsida; Poales; Poaceae
Product: probable GABA transporter 2
Exons: 4
Coding region: 91-1449 (452 amino acids)
Cellular component (GO): plasma membrane
Source: RefSeq, a predicted model, not a curated record
CGGGAAACAGUACUAGCAAGAAGUUGAAAAGCUUUGCCAUCUCUAUUUCACCCCAGCCCGCCCUCGCCCACUACAGGAGGGCACACCACCAUGCCAUCUUCCGACGUCGAAGCCGCCGCGGCCGAUGAUGGCAAGCAAACCGUCGGCGCCGGCGCCGCCACCGCAAUCGAACCCAAAGGGACGUGGUGGCAGGCCGGGUUCCACAUGACGACGGCGACCCUGGGCCCGGCGUCGCUGUCGCUGCCGUACGCGCUCCGGGGGCUCGGCUGGGCAAUGGGCCUCGCCGCGCUCACCGCCGUCGCCGCCGUCACCUUCUACGCCUACUUCCUCGUGUCACGGGUGCUCGAUCGCUGCGAGGCCACCGGCCGCCGCCACGCCCGCUUCCGCGACCUCGCCGCCGACGUCCUCGGAUCUAGAUGGGCGACCUGCUUGGUGGUGACCGUGCAGGUGGCGAUCAACGUCGGGAUUAGCAUUGGUAGCAUCCUGCUUGCCGCCGACUGCCUCGAAUUAACAUACUCGAGGCACGCACCGAACGGCUCCCUGAAGCUUUACCAUUUCGUGAUCAUGGUGGCCGUGGUCCUGGCCGUCCUCUCGCAGCUGCCGUCGCUGCACUCGCUGCGGCACAUCAACGUCGGCUCGAUGGUCAUCAGCAUCGGCUACACCAUGCUUGUAUCGGCCGCCUGCAUCUGCGCAGGCUUGUCGAGGGAUGCUCCGGCGAAGGACUACUCGCUGAGCACGUCCAGGUCGGAGAAGACGUUCACCGCGUUCCUCUCCGUCUCCAUCCUCACCUCCGUCUUCGGAAACAGCAUCCUGCCGGAGAUCCAGGCCACGCUGGCGCCGCCGGCGGGAGGGAAGAUGACCAGGGCGCUGGUGCUGUCCUAUUCGGUGUUCGUGCUCGCCUUCUACUCCCCGGCCGUCGCCGGCUACUGGGCGUUCGGCAACCAGGUGCGAUCCAACGUGAUGCAGAGCCUCUUGCCGGCGGACACGGGCUCCUCCCUCGCCCCGCCGUGGAUGCUCGGCCUCGCCGUCGUCCUCAUCCUCCUCCAGCUCAUCGCCAUCGCCCUGGUGUACUUGCAGGUGACGUACGAGAUGAUGGAGAAGAACCUCUUCUCCAACAAGUCCAAGGGACGGAGGCUGCUGCUGGCGCCGCGGGUGGCGCUGCGGGCGGCGUACGUGGCGGCGCUGGCGUUCGUGGCGGCGAUGCUGCCGUUCUUCGGCGAGAUCCAGGGCGUCGUGGGCUCGGUGGGGUACAUCCCGCUCGACGUCGUCAUCCCCGUCGUCAUGUACAACAUGGCGCUCGCGCCGCGCCGGCGGUCUCCGGCGUACGUCGCGAACGUGGCCAUCAUGGUCGCCUUCGUCGGCCUCGGGGUCAUCGGCGCGGUAGCCUCGGUGAGGAAGCUCGUGCUCAACGCCGACAAGUUCAAGCUGUUCAGCAACGGGCGCUCGUAGCCUGCACCGGCUAUAUGGAGGGCAAUUCAGCAAAGGAAAACAGAUACUAGAGUCAAGUUUUUAGUUUGCUAUAUCUCCAUGUGGUUGUAUUGGUGAUAUGUAUGACUGGAGGAAACCUUGCAAAUGAUCGUAUAACUUUA